Hydractinia symbiolongicarpus is the source of this 1746-nucleotide messenger RNA. RefSeq names its product retinal homeobox protein Rx1-like. Gene Ontology annotation, biological process: regulation of transcription by RNA polymerase II. The coding region runs from base 796 to 1440 and encodes 214 amino acids. The transcript has 3 exons. Lineage: Eukaryota; Metazoa; Cnidaria; Hydrozoa; Anthoathecata; Hydractiniidae. Gene Ontology annotation, molecular function: RNA polymerase II transcription regulatory region sequence-specific DNA binding; DNA-binding transcription factor activity, RNA polymerase II-specific. The record is from RefSeq and is a predicted model, not a curated record.
UGUAACAGUUAGUCGAACUCCCAGCCCACUUAAUUUGCUAGAAGAUUCGAAAGAGAAACCAAUUACCAACUUAACCUUUUUUGGCAAGGGAAAUUGACGCGUUGGCUGAGCGUUUUACAGACACAUGCACAAUUCACCAAAAAUUAACAACUGCGUAGUGUUGUGCCUGACCGCAAACGUACCACAUCUGAUCGCAGCGAAAUUGUAACAUCUUUGAAAAAUUAAAAAUUGUCCAUGUCAUUAUGUGAUGUUGAAGAGAUGUCCUUCUUAGACAAUGACAAUUUCUUGAAUUGUAUGAGUAAAAUCUUAUAUUAAAAUAUAUGAUUGUAUAGGAAGCCUGUUCGUAUGUUCGAAUCCCCGCAAAAACGGCAGGAAGUCUAUUAAAGUAUUAUAAACAAUAAUUGACAUUGACACGAAACAAAAUAGUAGUAGAAAAUAAUUGAAAACAAUUGAGUAUAAGAACAAAAAGGAGUGGCAAUUAAACACACAGAUAAUUAAAAAAACCCCGGAGGAUGAGUUAAAUAAGUUUUUAUAUCUAAGAACGUUGAGGAAAACCAUUAAUUAAUUGCUUUUUUAAUUUAAUUGCCUUUAGUCGUUAGCAAGAAUCGUUAUAAAUUAGUAAUCUUUUGCUACUUGAAAUUACUUGAGAAGGAAAUCACAACAGAGAUACAUCUCAAGAGCCUUUAAUAAGCUUUUAUAAAUAAAUUAAUACGUUAAGUCAAACGUACAGUAAAUUAGUUAACAUAUAGACUUAACAAGAUUAUCUCAACAUAUCUUAUCACAUCAAUUUAAAAGAUGAGACAAAUGGAGAUCCAGAUUGCACAAGAUCGAUCAUUUGCAAAGAGAACCAGUCCAUUCUUCGUUAAAGACAUUCUUGGAUUGAGCGAUGAAUCUGAAACAGAGAGUAGCGAUGAAAUGAACAGGGAAAGCGGCAACGAAGAAAUGAACGAAUAUGUUGACGACCUCAACAACAAUGGCAAGAAAACGAGACAAUGCUUCACAUCUAAACAAGUGGAAGAAUUAGAAAGGUUAUUCAAUGAAACUAACUACCCAGAUGCGUACACAAGGCAAAUGUUGGCAAAGAAAAUGAAAGUAUCUGAAACAAGAAUACAGAUUUGGUGUCAAAACCGAAGAGCGAAAAUCCGGCGACAAAGAAAGCAAAGAAAACCAAUCCUUUCAGGAAUAUCUGGGCCUCAUGGAAUAUACUAUCCCAGUUCCAGCCCGUGGUUACAGCCACACUUUACAUCUUUGCUGCCAUUUCCUGUUUUGCCACUACAUAGAUCGUCCCUUUCCUCUCCUAUACGUGAAAUGUCACCGGAAAAAAGUAGAAUAUAUUACAGGACUGAUUUUAACAGAGACGAUUUAACGAUUUCUGAUUACACUCGCUCAAAACAAGAACUCCAAGAGUUACAUGGCAGAUUGAGAAGUUACACAAGGUGAAGAUAGGGAACGUUCCAUAAAUGUUUUCUCCUGAAGUAAAUCGUCGAAUGGGCGUCUCGUUAGUAAAACGACACUGUUAGACAUGUCAUGAACAAUGUUAACUUGACAAGUCAACCUUCAAGUAUUUGUUACGAAGAAUUUAUUUAUUUAUUUGAAAUUAUGGUAGCCACUGUGCGAAGUGCGAAGUAUUUAAAUGACUCUUUGAAAGUUUUGUGAUAAUAAAAAUUUAUUUAACAUGAUUGUAAUUAAAAUUGUAAAUAUUGUAGUAAAAAUAUAUUUGAUGAAAAGAUAGUUCAAACAAUUUGU